Lepus europaeus (European hare) is the source of this 4877-nucleotide messenger RNA. RefSeq names its product syndecan 3 (gene SDC3). Gene Ontology annotation, cellular component: membrane; cell surface. The record is from RefSeq and is a predicted model, not a curated record. Lineage: Eukaryota; Metazoa; Chordata; Mammalia; Lagomorpha; Leporidae. Gene Ontology annotation, biological process: cell migration.
GCCGCGGCCGGGCCCGGGGCCCGCGGGCUGCUGCUGCCCCCGCUGCUGCUGCUGCUGCUGGCGGGGCGCGCCGCGGGGGCGCAGCGCUGGCGCAGUGAGAACUUCGAGAGGCCGGUGGACCUGGAGGGCUCGGGGGAUGACGACUCCUUUCCCGACGACGAACUGGAUGACCUGUACUCAGGGUCCGGCUCGGGCUACUUCGAGCAGGAGUCGGGCCUUGAGACAGCCAUGCGGUUCAGCCCGGAUGUGGCCCUAGCCGUGUCCACCACGCCUGCUGUGCUGCCCACCGUGGACAUCCAACCCGUGGGUACCCCAUUCGAAGAGCUGCCCUCUGAACACCCCACCCCAGAGCCUGUCACCAGCCCCCCAGUGGUGACAGAGGUCCCGGAAGAGCCCAGCCAGAGAGCCACCACCAUCGCCACCACCACGGUGACCACCACUGCCACCACCACAGGAGCCCCGACCGUGGCCACUGUGCCCACCACAGUGGCCACCGCCGCCCCCAGCAUCCCUGCAGUACCCCCUUCCACGGCCACUACUGCUGUUGUAAGGACCACCGGCAUACGGAGGCUUCUGCCCCUCCCUCUGACCACGGCCGCCACAGCCCCGGCCACCACCCCAGCAGUGGCCUCGCCUCCCACCACAGCGGUCAUCUUGGACACCGAGGCCCCCACCCCCAGGCUGGUCAGCACCGCUACCUCCCGGCCAAGAGCUCUUCCAAGGCCGGCAACCACCCAGGAACCUGCUGUCCCCGAGAGGAGCACCCUGCUGCCCCUGGGGACCACUGCCCCCGGACCCACAGAGGUGGCUCAGACCCCGACUCCGGAGUCCUUCCUGACCACCACUCGGGAGGAGCCGGAGGUGCCAGUGAGCGGGGGACCCAGUGGGGACUUUGAGCUGCCGGAAGAAGAGACCACACAGCCAGACACGGCCAAUGAGGUGGUGGCUGUCGGAGGUCCUGCAGCCAAGCCGUCACCUCCCCCGGAGACCCUGCCCAAGGGUGCCCGCCCAGGCAUCCUGGACAAUGCCAUUGACUCGGGCAGCUCGGCUGCGCAGCUGCCACAGAAGAGCAUCCUGGAGCGGAAGGAGGUGCUCGUAGCUGUGAUUGUCGGUGGGGUGGUGGGAGCCCUCUUCGCAGCCUUCCUGGUCACACUGCUCAUCUACCGGAUGAAAAAGAAGGACGAGGGCAGCUACACGCUGGAGGAGCCCAAGCAGGCGAGCGUCACCUACCAGAAGCCCGACAAGCAGGAGGAGUUCUAUGCCUAGCGGAGCCGCCCCUGCUGCCCCUCCACCCCUCUGCCCAGUCCCCCGCCCGGCUCGGCCUGGCCCCACCAGCCCAGGCCUGGGACUGAGCCUGAGAGGCAGAGCCUGGCCCCAGUUCUGCUCUGCCCUUCCUUCCCAUGCCUACCCGGGCCGCCAGCCUCACACAGAACAGAGGGCAUGGCCCCAUGCCCCGGACCGCGCCCUUACAAGCUCACCUCUUGUCCACCAGCCUUGGGCUUCAGGACCUCAUGUCACAUGGGCAGGAGGAGGAAGCUUCUGAUUGGCUGGUGGAAGAAGGGGUGGGGUUUGAGAUGGGCCUGAGCCCCGACCCAACCUGGCCCCUGCAGGGCUGUCCAGGGUUGGGCACUGGGGCUGGUUUCCAGGACAAAUAAUUUGGCAAAAACCUAGGCACCGUAGCCUCUGUUCCAGGGCCCCUCUCUGCCUGGGUGAGAGGAUGUCCCCUGUUGCCAGCCUGUGUUGUCCUGGCCUCUUCGGGGUUGCAGGAGAAUCCUGCCCUUACCCCUUGCCAGUGCACACGGGCCCCAGGCUUCACCUCUCUCUGCGUCUUCCCCUGAGAAAGCAGCUUUCGGAGGGUGCCGGGGCAGCCGCUCUGACGUCCCUCCCGUGAGGGGACUCUGCACAGACAUCGUUGCCUGCACUGUCACACAUGUCCUUGCGUGGUCACACACAAGACAAACACACGCAGUGAUAAGACCAUACACAACCAUGGCCGCCCAGCCAAUCACGACCUGUCACAGACACACACAUUCUCCAAAGAUUGCUUUGACCCUUACUGCGAUGCAAGUCCCUGGUCACGGUCAUGUGAGUGGUGACAGCGUGGCCUCCCUCCCUCUCUGCCCCUCUCCCAGCCAUGCACACACGGGCACCACACGCAGCAUCUCCAGCUGUCGGGCUCGCUGGGGAGGGUGGACUCAAGCUGGAACAGGCAGCCCAUAUUGGGUCCCUGAGAUGCCCAAUCACACUCAGUCCCACACCACGGCACCCACACCAACCACAUCGCCAGCAGCCAGGCUGGUGCCACACAUAUCCCACGUUAGCGCCAGAUGUCACACACGCGACCCCACGCUCACUCUGGAGGAAGACAGGCGGCCACUUUGCCGUUCCUGGAUGGAGGACAGUGUCAGGGGGACAUUGCCACAGCCCUCUCAGCUGGGCGUGGCCUCACCCUGCCUCUCCCCCACUCUGUACCCCAAAAAGAGGGAGGCUCAGGGCCAGCCCCCACUGGCUGGGAGCCCUGGCCUCCCCCAAGACUGAGGAAGGAAGGAACUGGUUCCUAAAAUUUGACCCUGGGCUCUGGAAGAUACUUGGAUCUCCCAGAACCAAAGGCCCCAGGCGGUGUGGUGGGGGUGCGGCCUGGCUCCUGGUCUCCCUGCCUCCCCCCGCUGUGAGCUAGGGGCUGACUCUGCCUCCCAGGACACAAGUCUCCAAAGUGCCUGUGAGGGCGGGCCCUUCGCCCGGGCCCUCUGCCUCCUCUGCCCUCGCCCUGGCCAGGCCAAGCUCAGCCCAUCCACCCCAGGCCCUGCCUGUGCGUGGACCCCUGUCUCCACAUCCCACCAAGCACCUCGGCCGCUCUGGCUACAGCUGGGGGACCGCCUCCCCCCACUGCCCUGCCCCCAGCUGGAGGCCCCUCCAUAUGCCCCGGGCUUCCAGAGGGCAGAGGUUUGAGGGGCUGGAGCAGGUGGCGGUGGCGAUGGGAUGCCACAGGCCCCAGGCUGCCUUCCUUUCUCAUAGGUGGGGCCACUUCCUAGGCAUUUCAGCUGUGGGAUCACCGAUCGCAGAGGGUGUGUUUGGCGAGGGCUGGGGUGGGAGUUGUAACUGGCUGGUGCUCUCACCCUCAGCGCCCACCACCAUUCCUGUUGAAACCCCCCCUGGAUUUUUGUUCCGUUCCCUUUUCAAGAUUUCCCAGCAGCAGAGUGGUGCAAGUGGUACGGGGUACCCACGGCAGUGAGGGCGAGGUUCCAGGGGUGCCUACUUCCAGGCCGGGCUCCCUCUUCCAGACUCAGAGCCCCCCUCGGCGAGCCUGGAGCCCUGGGAGGAAGCCAGCUGAACCCAGCCUUGAAGGAGGGGCGGGAUGGGACAGGCAUUCCCUGCCCACGUGGCCUGGAGGAGGCAGCUUGGCCUCCGUGGUCCCUGUGACAGAAGGGCAGGCGCCGUCCCGGCUCCCCUCCACCCCGCAUCCUGGGGACAGCGGCUCUGGUGAGAAGGCCUGGGCAGGCCGAGGCUGAGAAGCCAGGGAGCGUGGAAAAAAGCCAGCCUGGGGGACAGAGCCCUGAGGCCGGAGACCCAGCCUUGGGCUCAGCUUCUACAAUCCCAAGCUGGGGAGGGCUGGCUUUGGACUUGGGGCUAGGGGCUUGGCCUCCCAGCCCUGGCCUCUCUUCUCUGUGUCCUUAGCAUUUGAGACAAGAGGCUGAAGGUCUUGUGCACAGAGCCCCAGCCCCAAAGCUGAGCCUGGCCCCAGCUUUAUCCUCUUGAAGUUUAGCAGUCUGAGCAGCCCAAAGGCCCUGGGGUUGGCCCGACUGGUGCAAGGGGGCCCAAGAGCGCUGGGUUCGAAGGACGAGCUGGAGCUCUGCAAAGUGCAAUGUGUGCCAGCGCCACCCCCCCCGCCCUCCCCUGGAGAAACAUGGGGUGGUGCACACCAGGCCUGCCCAGGCAGGUCUGCAGACACCCUGGUGCCCUCGGGGGGGGGGGGGGGUCAUCCUGGGGGUGGGGCCCUGGCACUUCCUGGAAGCACAGCAAAUUCCGGGUGGGAGGGGGCUUGAGACCCUCCUGGAGUCUUGGCUGGCUGGGGCUCAGAGCUGUGACUUUAACUGUGACUUCUAAGCCUAGGCUCUGUCCCCCCGCCCCAGGGGUAGGGGGGCUGGUCAGGGGACCUGGCCUGAAAGGCUCGAAGCCUACAGGUGGCAGCCAGGCCUGGGCUCUGUGGGCCAGCAGUGGGGGCUUGGGGGGCUUGGGGUGCAGCAGGUCUCCGGAUCGGGGUCCCUGGGGUCCUGGGAGCAGAUCCAUCUUCACUUCCCAGGGCAGGAGUGGCCUCCUCGACUCCUCUGGACUUCACCUGACGGCCACCACCUUGGACUUGGCUGCCCCAGGCCCUCUCCUGUAAAUAGAAGCCCACAAAGUGUACAGAUCUACCGACCCCGAGACGGGGCCCCAGCGUCCCCGAGGGGCCUGGCCCCAGCCCCAGCGUGGCAAAUGCAUGUAAAUAUUUUUCGUAGGCACCGUGGCUCCAGUGAGCCCUGAAGACAGUGUCCCUCCCUCUGGUGAAUCCGUUCACCCUGGCCUGGGGUGGGCCUGGAGUCUGGUCCUCUCUCGCCCAGGCCUCCCCUCCCCCUUCCUCCCCUGUAACCUGUUUAUUAACCACACCUGUCCCGAGUUCAUGGCCAAAACUUUCGAUAAGGAAAAGUGGAGGAGGAAAGACAGUGGGAAAAGAGUGGGCGCUUGCCCCACUGCGGGCACUCACCUGCCCCAGCCUUGCGAAGGAACUGGGGGGUUUUAGUUUUUUCGUUUUUUUUUUUUUUUUUUUUGGUUUGUUUUGUUUUUUAACAUUUCCCGUGCUGUGCCCAUUUAUAAGAGGAAAUAAAAUUCAGCUGCAACGA